Messenger RNA from Eremothecium gossypii ATCC 10895, 885 nucleotides. RefSeq names its product Fig1p (gene FIG1). The transcript has a single exon. The record is from RefSeq and is marked provisional. Lineage: Eukaryota; Fungi; Ascomycota; Saccharomycetes; Saccharomycetales; Saccharomycetaceae. Gene Ontology annotation, cellular component: mating projection tip; membrane. Gene Ontology annotation, biological process: conjugation with cellular fusion. The coding region runs from base 1 to 885 and encodes 294 amino acids.
AUGAUCUUCGGUCCAAUCGUGCUCUUUCUCGUCAAGCGGACGCCACGGCUGUUUGCACUCACGUUCAAUGCCAUCGCCAUUCUGUUGGCUGUGUUCGUGCUUCUGGGAUGCUACAACAGUCAACAGCAGUCCACCUUCCUCAGCCGCCUACAAUUUAACGCGCAGUCGCCGCUGUACACUGUGAUUGAAAAAUCGUUGCACGAGCGCACGAACACGACUGGGUUCGAGCAGCUCCGCAUCAAGGUCGGCUACCUCGGAGUGUGUCUCUCAAACCUUCCCGCCGCAUAUCCUGGCGGCCCGGUACAGUGCUUCGGGCGCAAGAACAUCACAGGCACUCCCCUCUACGAUGCUCUCGACCUCCGCGUCUUCAAUAUACCCGCUGCAGCCAACAGCUCCUCCCACACCGACCUGAACAUCCUCGGCCUUGCCCACGCAGCCGCCGCAGACAUUGACCACCCGUAUAUCUUCAUGAUCAGCAUCAUCCUUGCCAUUCUGAUGUUCUGCAUCCUACUUUACGUCACCGUACCUAUGCUGCCCUACAAGCGACCCCUGAACCUGGCACUGCUUGGACUCAGUCCGUUGGUCGUCGUGUUCCUUGCUUUCGGCUCCAUGUGGACCCACGUUGCCUGCAAUGCAGCUUCCGCAUUCAUACCCCCAGCAAGCAUGGGCGUAAUCAAGGUCCAUCGCGGCCGCAAGGCCACUGCCAUGGUCUGGUCCUGUUUUGUCUUUGUGCUGCUUGAUUGCAUCAUUAUCUGGGCCAUCUACUUCAGGGACCAGGCUCGUGACAAGAAGUCACGCGGCCAGGCUGAUUACGAGCGCUACGCGAACAGCGACUAUGCGAAGUACGCGCAAAGUGACCGUUCUACACUAGGUAAUAAGUAUUAG